Molecule: messenger RNA, 487 nt
Organism: Chironomus riparius
Lineage: Eukaryota; Metazoa; Arthropoda; Insecta; Diptera; Chironomidae
Source: the annotation of a GenBank genome assembly
AUUUUGUCAACAACUUAUUGAAAUUCCAAAAAAAAACAUUAAUUGACUGAUAUUUAAGCUGAAAAGAUGUCUUUCGAUACUAUCCCAAAAGAUUUAAGAGGAUUGCGUGCAUGUCUAGUAUGCUCACUGAUCAAAACGAUGGAGCAAUUUGAGUAUGAUGGAUGUGACAAUUGUGAAUCAUUUCUCAAGAUGAAAAAGAACAAAGAUCGAGUAAUUGACUGUACUAGUAACAAUUUUGAUGGUAUGAUUGCUGUGAUGAGUCCUGAAGAUUCUUGGGUCUGUAAAUGGCAGAGAAUAAAUCGUUUUUGUAAGGGAGUUUAUGCUAUUUCGGUUUCUGGACGUCUUCCAAAUUCAAUUACGCGAGAUAUGAAAUCCAGAGGCAUCACUUAUCGAUCAAGAGACACAAGUAUGCGAUAAAGGAGUUUAUACAAUCAUCUCAAUUUAUUUUAAUUAAGCUAUAAUUUUGUGGAAUUUCAUUUUUAACAAG